UGGCCACGCCCCCUGCGUGCUGCGCAACUGGCCCCGCCCCUGCCCCGCCCCGUCCAGCCUCUGUCCUGCGCGACCUGGGUGGCUGAGCCGGUGACUCCGCCUGGCGCGCGGAGCUGUAGCCAUGGCUGUCAUCGCUGAGGGCGCCCGCAGGAAGGAGCGCAUCCUCUGCCUGUUUGAUGUGGACGGGACCCUCACGCCAGCUCGCCAGAAAAUUGACCCUGAGGUGUCAGCCUUCCUGCAGAAGCUUCGAAGUAGGGUACAGAUCGGUGUGGUGGGUGGCUCAGACUACUCCAAGAUUGCUGAGCAGCUGGGUGAUGGCGAUGAAGUCAUUGAGAAGUUUGAUUACGUGUUUGCCGAGAAUGGAACGGUGCAGUACAAGCAUGGACGGCUGCUCUCCAAGCAGACCAUCCAGAGCCACUUGGGAGAGGAACUGCUGCAGGACUUGAUCAACUUCUGCCUCAGCUACAUGGCCCUGCUCAGGCUGCCCAAGAAGCGUGGAACCUUCAUCGAAUUCCGGAAUGGCAUGCUGAACAUCUCACCCAUUGGCCGCAGCUGCACCCUGGAAGAACGGAUUGAAUUCUCCGAGCUGGACAAGAAGGAAAAAAUCCGGGAGAAGUUUGUGGAAGCCCUGAAGACAGAGUUUGCCGGCAAGGGGCUGAGGUUCUCCCGAGGAGGCAUGAUCAGCUUUGAUGUCUUCCCUGAGGGCUGGGACAAGCGCUACUGCCUGGACAGCCUGGACCAGGACAGCUUCGACAUCAUUCACUUCUUUGGGAAUGAGACCAGCCCCGGUGGGAACGACUUUGAGAUCUAUGCUGACCCCCGGACUGUUGGCCACAGCGUGGUCUCUCCUCAGGACACAGUACAGCGAUGCCGAGAGAUUUUCUUCCCUGAGACAGCCCAUGAGGCAUGACUGGGGCCCACAUCUGAGAAUCAUGACUUCACAGAGCUCUGCCCCAGCCUGAAGAGAAACCCAUGGACAUGGCCUUACGUGUAACAACCACAACAAGGCCCAUCCAUACACAGCCAGAGUCUGUGUGGUGACUGUCCUGAACCACUCUACUGGCAAAACUGGCUCCUGCCUUCCAUCCGAUGGCCCUGGCCACAGCUGCUGCUGGUACCAGAAGAGAACAGGUCUCUGUCUACCAUGUACAAGUACAAUAAGGAGCCCAUCCUGCCUGCUUGCCUGCCUGCCCUGGACAGACCAAGUGCAGAGCGAUAGGGAAGGGGCAGGUCUCAGAGGACUUUAUGUCAUUGGUAUUAAAGU
Castor canadensis (American beaver) is the source of this 1264-nucleotide messenger RNA. RefSeq names its product phosphomannomutase 1 (gene Pmm1). The record is from RefSeq and is a predicted model, not a curated record. NCBI's taxonomy places the organism in Eukaryota, Metazoa, Chordata, Mammalia, Rodentia, Castoridae. Gene Ontology annotation, cellular component: cytosol. Gene Ontology annotation, molecular function: phosphomannomutase activity. Gene Ontology annotation, biological process: mannose metabolic process; GDP-mannose biosynthetic process; protein N-linked glycosylation.